Molecule: messenger RNA, 6719 nt
Organism: Zeugodacus cucurbitae (melon fly)
Lineage: Eukaryota; Metazoa; Arthropoda; Insecta; Diptera; Tephritidae
Product: fibrillin-1
Exons: 3
Coding region: 57-5813 (1918 amino acids)
Source: RefSeq, a predicted model, not a curated record
AUUAUCGAAAUCAGUUGGUCUUUGAAUGUCGCGCGAAUAAUACGAAUAACGGAAAAAUGCGCUUAGCUAAUUUGUUGUUGCUUCUGCUCAUACUCGGUAUGAUUAGCAACUCAUUGGCUAAAGUUUGUAAAGUGAAUAAUGGUACACAAGAAAUUCGUGUGUGUUGUCCGGGAUACGAUAGAGUGAAGAAUAGGUGCAUACCUAUCUGCCCACUAGGCUGUUUAAAUGGUAGGUGCACCAAACCGAAUGUGUGUGAGUGCAACAAAGGCUAUAAAAAACAUAAUGAUCAUCGUUGCGUACCCAUAUGCGAUAACUGUACGAACGGCAACUGUAUUGGACCGAAUAACUGCAAAUGCAUUACCGAUUAUGUGCAAAAUGGGUCUGGCGACUGUGUGCCCGUCUGUAAUUUAGACUGCAAGAACGGUGAAUGCAUUGCGCCCAAUAAAUGUAGGUGCCCACAGGGCUAUCGUGCAAAUGAAAACGGUGGCUGUGAUCCCAUUUGCUCAAGCGGCUGUUCGAAUGGUCGGUGCGUCGCUCCUGAGACCUGUGACUGCCUCAAAGGAUAUUCACUGAACGCUUCAUAUAUAUGUGACCCGGUUUGUUCAAGCGGAUGUGCGAAUGGUCGGUGCGUCGCUCCUGAGACCUGUGACUGCAACAAAGGAUAUUCACUGAACAGUACAAAUAUAUGUGACCCGGUUUGUUCAAGCGGAUGUCCGAAUGGUCGGUGCGUCGCUCCUGAGACCUGUGACUGCAAUAAAGGAUAUACACUGAACAGUACAAAUAUAUGUGACCCGGUUUGUUCAAGCGGAUGUCCGAAUGGUCGGUGCGUCGCUCCUGACACCUGUGACUGCAAUAAAGGAUAUACACUGAACAGUACAAAUAUAUGUGACCCGGUUUGUUCAAGCGGAUGUCCGAAUGGUCGGUGCGUCGCUCCUGAGACCUGUGACUGCAAUAAAGGAUAUACACUGAACAGUACAAAUAUAUGUGACCCGGUUUGCUCAAACGGAUGUCCCAAUGGUCGGUGCGUCUCUCCUGAGACCUGUGACUGCCUCAAAGGAUAUUCACUGAACGCUUCAAAUAUAUGUGACCCGGUUUGUUCAAGCGGAUGUCCGAAUGGUCGGUGCGUCGCUCCUGAGACCUGUGACUGCAACAAAGGAUAUUCACUAAACAGUACAAAUAUAUGUGACCCGAUUUGUUCAAGCGGAUGUCCGAAUGGUCGGUGCGUCGCUCCUGAGACCUGUGAGUGCAACAAAGGGUAUUCGCAGAACGCUCCAAAUAUAUGUGACCCGGUUUGCUCAAGCAGAUGUCCGAAUGGGCGGUGCGUCGCUCCUGAGACCUGUGACUGCAACAAAGCAUAUUCACUCAGCGCUCUAAAUACAUGUGACCCGGUUUGUUCAAGCAGAUGUCCGAAUGGGCGGUGCGUCGCUCCUGAGACCUGUGACUGCCUCAAAGGAUAUUCACUGAACGCUUCAAAUAUAUGUGACCCGGUUUGUUCAAGCGGAUGUCCGAAUGGUCGGUGCGUCGCUCCUGAGACCUGUGACUGCAACAAAGGAUAUUCACUAAACAGUACAAAUAUAUGUGACCCGAUUUGUUCAAGCGGAUGUCCGAAUGGUCGGUGCGUCGCUCCUGAGACCUGUGAGUGCCUCAAAGGAUAUUCACUGAACGCUUCAAAUAUAUGUGACCCGGUUUGUUCAAGCGGAUGUCCGAAUGGCCGGUGCGUCGCUCCUGCGACCUGUGACUGCAACAAAGGAUAUUCACUGAAUAGUACAAAUAUAUGUGACCCGGUUUGCUCAAACGGAUGUCCCAAUGGUCGGUGCGUCUCUCCUGAGACCUGCGACUGCAACAAAGGAUAUUCACUGAACGCUUCAAAUAUAUGUGACCCGGUUUGCUCAAACGGAUGUCCCAAUGGUCGGUGCGUCGCUCCUGAUUCCUGUGAUUGCAACGAAGGAUAUUCACAGAACGCUCCAAAUAUAUGUGACCCGGUUUGCUCAAGCGGAUGUCCGAAUGGUCGGUGCGUCGCUCCUGAGGCCUGCGACUGCAACAACGGAUAUUCACUCAGCGCUCCAAAUACAUGUAACCCGGUUUGCUCAAGCGGAUGUCCGAAUGGUCGGUGCGUCGCUCCUGAGACCUGUGAGUGCAACGAAGGGUAUUCACACAACGCUACAAAUAUAUGUGACCCGGUUUGCUCAAGCGGAUGUCCGAAUGGUCGGUGCGUCGCUCCUGAGACCUGUGAGUGCAACAAAGGGUAUUCACAGAACGCUCCAAAUAUAUGUGACCCGGUUUGCUCAAGCAGAUGUCCGAAUGAGCGGUGCGUCGCUCCUGAGACCUGUGACUGCAACAAAGCAUAUUCACUCAGCGCUCUAAAUACAUGUGACCCGGUUUGUUCAAGCGGAUGUCCGAAUGGUCGUUGCGACGCUCCUGAGACCUGUAACUGCAACGAAGGAUAUUCACUGAACGUUACAAAUAUAUGUGACCCGGUUUGCUCAAACGGAUGUCCCAAUGGUCGGUGCGUCUCUCCUGAGACCUGUGACUGCAACAAAGGAUAUUCACUGAACGCUUCAAAUAUAUGUGACCCGGUUUGUUCUAGCGGAUGUCCGAAUGGUCGGUGCGUCGCUCCUGAGACCUGUGAGUGCAACAAAGGGUAUUCGCAGAACGCUCCAAAUAUAUGUGACCCGGUUUGCUCAAGCAGAUGUCCGAAUGGUCGGUGCGUCGCUCCUGAGACCUGUGAGUGCAACAAAGGGUAUUCGCAGAACGCUCCAAAUAUAUGCGACCCAGUUUGCUCAAGCGGAUGUCCGAACGGUCGGUGCGUCGCUCCUGAGACCUGUGACUGCCUCAAAGGAUAUUCACUGAACGCUUCAAAUAUAUGUGACCCGGUUUGUUCAAGCGGAUGUCCGAAUGGUCGGUGCGUCGCUCCUGAGACCUGUGACUGCAACAAAGGAUAUUCACUGAACAGUACAAAUAUAUGUGACCCGAUUUGUUCAAGCGGAUGUCCGAAUGGUCGGUGCGUCGCUCCUGAAACCUGUGACUGCAACAAAGGAUAUUCACUGAACAGUACAAAUAUAUGUGACCCGAUUUGUUCAAGCGGAUGUCCGAAUGGUCGGUGCGUCGCUCCUGAGACCUGUGACUGCCUCAAAGUAUAUUCACUGAACGCUUCAAAUAUAUGUGACCCGGUUUGUUCAAGCGGAUGUCCGAAUGGCCGGUGCGUCGCUCCUGCGACCUGUGACUGCAACAAAGGAUAUUCACUGAAUAGUACAAAUAUAUGUGACCCGGUUUGCUCAAACGGAUGUCCCAAUGGUCGGUGCGUCUCUCCUGAGACCUGCGACUGCAACAAAGGAUAUUCACUGAACGCUUCAAAUAUAUGUGACCCGGUUUGUUCUAGCGGAUGUCCGAAUGGUCGGUGCGUCGCUCCUGAGACCUGUGAGUGCAACAAAGGGUAUUCGCAGAACGCUCCAAAUAUAUGUGACCCGGUUUGCUCAAGCAGAUGUCCGAAUGGGCGGUGCGUCGCUCCUGAGACCUGUGACUGCAACAAAGCAUAUUCACUCACCGCUCUAAAUACAUGUGACCCGGUUUGUUCAAGCAGAUGUCCGAAUGGGCGGUGCGUCGCUCCUGAGACCUGUGACUGCCUCAAAGGAUAUUCACUGAACGCUUCAAAUAUAUGUGACCCGGUUUGUUCAAGCGGAUGUCCGAAUGGUCGGUGCGUCGCUCCUGAGACCUGUGAGUGCAACAAAGGGUAUUCGCAGAACGCUCCAAAUAUAUGUGACCCGGUUUGCUCAAGCAGAUGUCCGAAUGGGCGGUGCGUCGCUCCUGAGACCUGUGACUGCAACAAAGCAUAUUCACUCAGCGCUCUAAAUACAUGUGACCCGGUUUGUUCAAGCAGAUGUCCGAAUGGGCGGUGCGUCGCUCCUGAGACCUGUGACUGCCUCAAAGGAUAUUCACUGAACGCUUCAAAUAUAUGUGACCCGGUUUGUUCAAGCGGAUGUCCGAAUGGUCGGUGCGUCGCUCCUGAGACCUGUGACUGCAACAAAGGAUAUUCACUAAACAGUACAAAUAUAUGUGACCCGAUUUGUUCAAGCGGAUGUCCGAAUGGUCGGUGCGUCGCUCCUGAGACCUGUGACUGCCUCAAAGGAUAUUCACUGAACGCUUCAAAUAUAUGUGACCCGGUUUGUUCAAGCGGAUGUCCGAAUGGCCGGUGCGUCGCUCCUGCGACCUGUGACUGCAACAAAGGAUAUUCACUGAAUAGUACAAAUAUAUGUGACCCGGUUUGCUCAAACGGAUGUCCCAAUGGUCGGUGCGUCUCUCCUGAGACCUGCGACUGCAACAAAGGAUAUUCACUGAACGCUUCAAAUAUAUGUGACCCGGUUUGCUCAAACGGAUGUCCCAAUGGUCGGUGCGUCGCUCCUGAGACCUGUGACUGCAACAAAGCAUAUUCACUCAGCGCUCUAAAUACAUGUGACCCGGUUUGUUCAAGCAGAUGUCCGAAUGGGCGGUGCGUCGCUCCUGAGACCUGUGACUGCCUCAAAGGAUAUUCACUGAACGCUUCAAAUAUAUGUGACCCGGUUUGUUCAAGCGGAUGUCCGAAUGGUCGGUGCGUCGCUCCUGAGACCUGUGACUGCAACAAAGGAUAUUCACUGAACAGUACAAAUAUAUGUGACCCGAUUUGUUCAAGCGGAUGUCCGAAUGGUCGGUGCGUCGCUCCUGAAACCUGUGACUGCAACAAAGGAUAUUCACUGAACAGUACAAAUAUAUGUGACCCGAUUUGUUCAAGCGGAUGUCCGAAUGGUCGGUGCGUCGCUCCUGAGACCUGUGACUGCCUCAAAGGAUAUUCACUGAACGCUUCAAAUAUAUGUGACCCGGUUUGUUCAAGCGGAUGUCCGAAUGGCCGGUGCGUCGCUCCUGAGACCUGUGACUGCAAUAAAGGAUAUACACUGAACGCUACAAAUAUAUGUGACCCGAUUUGCUCAAGCGGAUGUCCGAAUGGUCGGUGCAUAGCUCCGGAGAAAUGUGAGUGUUUCAAUGGAUUCCGGAAAUCAAAGACGGAAACUUGCGAACCAGUCUGUUCUAAUGGUUGCGUGAAUGGUCAGUGUAUAUCUCCAAAUACAUGUGAAUGCUUUGGAGGUUAUGCUUUGAAUAAGGAAAACGAAUGUGUACCUAUUUGUUCGACGGAAUGUCAAAACGGUACAUGUAUGGCGCCUGAAACGUGCCAGUGUUACAAAGGAUUUUUAAUGUCCUCACAUAAUCGAUGUGAACCAGUUUGCGAAGGUGGUUGUGUGAACGGUCACUGCAUUGCUCCCGGAGUUUGUAGCGUUCACUCAACAGAUUUAUUGUUCAGCACAAGCACUAGAGGUUCCGUUCUAACAACACCGUUGCCGGCAAGGGAAAGUCGAAUGUUUUCAUAUGAUAAUGACGACGACAGUGAUGAAGACUAUAACAAUAGUGGGGAUGGGAAAAAUGAUGGCGAGUAUUCUGGAGACAGCAGUAAAACAAAAGGAUUUUUUGAAGCUAAGUUUCGUUGCGGCAAUCGGUGUAUCCAUGGAACUUGUCAAGAUGACAGCUGUGUGUGCGACGACGGCUAUGUGCUGGAAGAACAAGAGGGCAAGGAUAUCUGUGUUGCCAUCACUCAUGCAAGCAGCACAUUUCUUAAACAUUUUAGAUUAUAUAUCAUACUGGCGGUGCUGUCAUUACCGCUGACAUUGUUAGUGUUGUGGGUUCUAUGUCGUAUCAGUUGUGAAAAGACGUACAAUGUAGCAAAAAGGGAAAAGCGGAUUGGGCUUAAAAACGUGGCUGGCAACGCAGACAUUGUUCGAGUACCUUAGUGAUAACGAGGACUUUUUAAUAAUUAUAUUUAUGUGUGUAUGUUAUCGUUGAGUUUGAAAUGAUCUUCAUAUUUGUUAUUAAGUAGUAUAAGUUAUAAGGAAAAAUUAAAGAGUGUGUCAAAAUUACUUUACUUCAAGUUUUAUAUGGUUAAUCUCAAGGACAGUUACUCUGAGGUAAACAUAUUAACACAUUAUUAUUAUUACAACAUAUUAUCCAAAGAAAAUAUGGAAAAUUAAUCUUGUGGAAUACGUUUAAGGAAGAAGUGUAAAAGCUCCUGGGUAAAUUUAUUUUAAAUUUAUUUUCAAAUUCAAAUAAUAAGUCUUAAUAUUUUCAAAGUUAGUUACAUCACAACUUCAUCAUACAAAGAAAAGCUCUUUAUUAUCACAUGUUCAAUCAGCUAUCCUCCCCAUCCUGCACAUUGAGGCCAUCUUCUUCGCCAGCGCCUGGCAUGACGAUGCCGAAUGUUGGAUUUUCUAUCAACCGCACGCCGUGCUUCUCGCGGAAGCGUCUCCGCGCAUAUUCGCGGUACACCAGUAUCAAGGCAAGUCCACAAAAAGCAACCAGUAGAAGCGUCAUUGUACAAAUGGUCCAGCGUGAAACCGAAACUCCACUAUAAUGUUAAACGAACCAUCAUUGCAGAGAAUUAAACAUUUGGAAAUUACGUAACAGUAAAACCAAAUUUAGUUUUUAAAAUAGUUUAUUUAUCUCACCUCGACGCUAUAUGACUCUCCGUAGAUCCUAACUCGGAAACACAUGCCCCACGUCGCUCGUUGUAAAUCAUUCCUUUUAUGCACUGACAUAUACCAUUGACAUCGCAUUUGCCAUUCAAACAAUUCCAUUCAUUGCAAUAUGCAACGCAAACCGGCAGGCCAGUGUCAUUGCUCAGGUUAAGGCGAUAACCGAGA